Protobothrops mucrosquamatus (brown spotted pit viper) is the source of this 1916-nucleotide messenger RNA. It is a transcript of the gene CNKSR3, whose product is annotated as CNKSR family member 3. Gene Ontology annotation, molecular function: protein binding. Gene Ontology annotation, cellular component: membrane; cytoplasm. NCBI's taxonomy places the organism in Eukaryota, Metazoa, Chordata, Lepidosauria, Squamata, Viperidae. Bases 118 to 1785 code for a protein of 555 amino acids. The transcript is spliced from 13 exons. Gene Ontology annotation, biological process: regulation of signal transduction. The record is from RefSeq and is a predicted model, not a curated record.
AAUCCGUGGCUGGGAACAGAGAGGAAGGAGCUAGUUGGAGCUCCGGGCGGCUGUCCCUUGCUGGAAUCCGGAUCCGCCGGGUGGUGGGGGAGAGCAACGGCUGGACCGAGGAAGAGGAUGGAGCCCGUAACCAAGUGGAAUCCUAAGCAAGUUGUGGAGUGGACCAAGGGUCUGGAUGAUUGUCUUCAGCAGUAUGUCCCAAAGUUUGAACGAGAGAAGAUAAAUGGUGCUCAGCUAUUGCAGAUUUCCCACCAGGAUCUUGAAGAACUCGGGGUCACCCGGAUUGGACACCAAGAGCUUGUUUUAGAGGCUGUGGAUCUCCUCUGUGCACUGAAUUAUGGCCUUGAAACAGACAACAUGAAGAACUUGAUUCUUAAGUUACGAGCUGCAUCCAACAAUCUGCAAAACUACAUUGGCACCCGGAGAAAGAGUUCAAACUACGAUGGGAAUAGCUCACGCAAACCUCCUAAUGAAUUCCUUACCUCCGUGGUAGAACUCAUUGGUGCUGCUAAGGCUCUGCUGACAUGGCUGGACAGGACUCCGUUUACUGGGAUAGCUGACUUUUCUGUGACGAAGAAUAAAGUCAUUCAGCUGUGCUUGGAUCUUACCACCACUGUUCAGAAGGACUGCCUUGUAGCUGAAAUGGAAGAUAAAGUUCUCAAUGUAUCUAAGGUUUUGAAUGGAAUCUGUGAUAAGACAAUCAGGUCAACAACUGAUCCAUUGAUGAGUCAGGGUGCGUGUCUCGAAGAAGUUCACUUAAACAAUAUCAAACCUGGGGAAGGCUUGGGAAUGUACAUAAAAUCUACUUAUGACGGUUUACAUGUUGUUACUGGGACAACAGAAAAUUCUCCUGCUGAUCGAUCUCAGAAAAUCCAUGCUGGUGACGAAGUGAUUCAGGUGAACCGGCAGACAGUGGUGGGAUGGCAGCUGAAGAAUCUCGUAAGGAAGCUUCGUGAGAAUCCUUUGGGAGUUACUCUACUAGUAAAGAAACGCCAUACAGGAUCUUUUAAUUUUACCCCUGCACCGCUUAAAAAUCUGAGGUGGAAACCACCACUUGUACAGACCAGCCUACACCCAGCUACAGCCCAGUCAUCGGAAAACACCAAGGAGACAUCACUGAAGAAAGAGAAACCAGCCAUUCUGGAUCUUUACAUACCUCCACCGCCAGCUGUUCCCUACGCACCCCGGGACGAGAAAGGGAACUUCGUUUAUGGAGGAGGCAAUAAACCCAAACAGCCUCUCCCUGGUUCCAAAGGGGCAGAAUCUCCCAAUUCUUUCCUUGAUCAGGAAUGUAGAAGACGAAGGUUUACUCUGAUAGAUUCUGAUCCAUUGCCUCCCUACCCCAGGGAAGUAAAUAUUCCACUAGCAAAGAUGAGGGAGAAAACUCCAUCUUACGGAAAGCCUCGCCCGUUGUCUAUGCCUGCUGAUGGAAAUUGGCUGGGAGCUGUAGAAUCUUUCUCUAAGCCGCGAGCAGCAGGGAGAAAAGCUGAAAAUGCCCUCUGCCGAUACUUCAGCAAUGAAAGAAUCCCACCCAUUAUUGAAGAAAACCCCCCCUUGCAGCCUCCGUUUCCCAGACCAGUGGCGGAAAAACAGUUAGUAAAAGGUGCUGACUACAUCAGGGGAAGCAGGUGUUUUGUUAAUGUGGAUCUCCAUAACAGCGCAACCAUCCCUUUCCAGGAGGAUGGUGCUAAAAGGCCACCUGUGACUACAUCCACAAAAUCUUCCUCCACAGAACCCUCUUUGCUGGUUAGCUGGAUCACAAGGUUGAGAUUAUUGACUCAUUGAGUGGAUUGGAUGAAAAGUGGCUGAAUGUCUCACCAAGUGCCUUCUUUUAUUCUCCAGUCAGAGGGAUCUCUAUUUCCUAAAGAGUUAUUUAGUGACUAUGUCUUUUAUCCCCUGCUCCCUUCAGAGAAUCU